AUGCUGAGUGCCACCGUCAAGCUGUGCUGCGGCAUCGCCCACGACCACCUCCGUCGCCUGCCCGGCUUGAAGGUAACGGCCGUGGCGGCGAUACAGAAGGAUGUGAGAGGGCUGGUGGUAAGAGGAUCCCGUCGCCUGCCUUCCAAAAUUCCUCGUUAUAUUCAGAGGGUGAUGGGGAAGGAGUCAGCCGUGUGCCCAGAUCCUGACGGAGACAUCAGCCCCAGCCGAUUCUCCAGCAUGGACCUCUCCUACAUCACCCAGGGAGAAACAGCCUUGCAGCGAGCGCUGAGCAUCCUGCAGCAGCACACCAGCUGGCAGGCAGAAAUGAUGCUGGACGCCGGGACUGCUGUAUCCAGCGCUGCCUUCCCCGAGCUGGGCAAGGUGUUUCGGGCAGAGGUGGUCCUGGCCGUGCCGGUGGCCUGGCUGCACCGGGAGCUGUUUGAGAGGAUCGAGCAAAUGCCCCAGUGGAACCCGACCCUCAGCCGGGUGAAGGUGCUGCGGCGCGUGGGGACGGACACCCUGGUGACACACGAAGUCACCGCUCCCAGCCCGGGCAACUUAGUGGGCCAGCGGGAUUUUGUUAGCGUGCGGCACCGAGGGAGGAAGGAGACGGCCAUCUACCUGGUGGGCACCGCCACCCACCUCAAGCCGCUGCCCUUGCAGGAGGGGUGCAUCAGGGCCGAGUCCCGGCUGAGCUGCAUCCUCCUGCAGCCGCUGGCACCAGACCCCUUCACCUGGCUCCUCAGCAUGGACCUGAAGGCAAGUGCCACCGUCCCUGGGAUCAAAUUCGGGGUGUUUUCUCUCCCAAAGGGUUGGAUCCCUGUGUCCGUCAUUAACCGCAUCCUGCCGCAGUCCCAAGCAGACUUCAUCGAGCAUCUCCGCCGGCACCUCUCUGCCGCUGCGUGCCCCUGA
This is a messenger RNA of Cariama cristata (Red-legged seriema), 912 nucleotides long. Its product is annotated as steroidogenic acute regulatory protein, mitochondrial-like. Gene Ontology annotation, biological process: regulation of steroid biosynthetic process; intracellular cholesterol transport; steroid biosynthetic process. Gene Ontology annotation, cellular component: mitochondrial intermembrane space; mitochondrion. Gene Ontology annotation, molecular function: cholesterol binding; cholesterol transfer activity. The record is from RefSeq and is a predicted model, not a curated record. NCBI's taxonomy places the organism in Eukaryota, Metazoa, Chordata, Aves, Cariamiformes, Cariamidae.